Molecule: messenger RNA, 2346 nt
Organism: Anolis sagrei ordinatus
Lineage: Eukaryota; Metazoa; Chordata; Lepidosauria; Squamata; Anolidae
Gene: TMEM214
Product: transmembrane protein 214
Cellular component (GO): endoplasmic reticulum; Golgi apparatus
Source: RefSeq, a predicted model, not a curated record
GCGCAUGCGCAGACAGCCCCGUCAUCCCUUUUCUGAGAGAAAGGCUCCUGAGAGGGAGAAAGAUGUCGACGCAGCGCUGGGAAGUGGUCAGGAAGCCCAGCCGGAAGGGGCCCUCCAACACGGUCCUCGCGGGGAGGAAGGCGCUGGGCGAGGCCAACGGGGGACAGCGAGGGGCGCCCGCCUCGGUCCCUCUGGCUACUUCGGAAACCCUCUUUGAGCUGGGCUUUGAGAAGUCAAAGAAGAAGCAGAACAAGGAGCAGGUACCACCACCUUCGGGAUCCCAGCAGCAAAAGAAACAAAAUGCGGGGAAAAAUGCCAAGAAAGCACCAGCCGGAGAACUGAGGCAGAGAGAAGUGAAAUUCCGGACGUUGGAAGAGGCGCUGAAAGUGUUGGAUGUGUCGGAACUCCAGAAGGCACUGGAUAAAAGCCUGGAUUUGUUCCCGGAGAACCGUUCCGUGUGGCUCAAAGACCUGGCUGGCUACCUGAACUACAAGCUGCAGGCCCCAGAAAGCGAACCCACCCUCAGCCAGCACCCUCACGACUACCCUUACUGCCUUAUCAACAAAGAGCUGAAGAGCAUCAUCAGGUCGCUGCUCUCAAAAGCCGCAGACGUCCUGGAGCUUUUCUUUGACCACUGUAUUUACACAAUGUUGCAAGAGCUGGACAAGACCCCCGGGGAAUCCCUGUAUGGCUACAGGAUCUGCAUUCAAGCCGUGCUCUUGGACAAGCCUCGAGUGGCCACGGCGAACUUGGGCAAGUACCUGGAGCUGCUGCGGUCCCAUCAGAACCGGACGCCCAAAUGCCUGACCAUCAUGUGGGCCUUGGGGCAAGCGGGAUUCGCCGAUCUGACGGAAGGACUGAAAGUGUGGCUUGGCAUCAUGCUUCCGGUCCUGGGCAUCAAGUCUCUCUCCCCGUUUGCCAUCACCUUCCUGGAUCGUCUGCUCAUGAUGCAUCCCAACUUGACCAAAGGCUUUGGCAUGAUAGGACCCAAAGACUUCUUUCCUCUCUUGGACUUUGCCUUCACGCCCAACAACUCCUUAUCGCCCAGCCUCCAGGAGCAGCUCCGGCAGCUGUAUCCUCGCCUGAAAGUGCUGGCCUUUGGGGCGAACCCGGAGACUACGCUGCACACCUACUUCCCGUCCUUCCUCUCCAGGACGCUCCCCGGCUGCUCUGCUGACAUGAAGAAAGAGCUGCUGAACUGUUUGACCGAGUGCCUCAAUCUCGACCCGCUCAGCUUCAGUGUCUGGAAGCAACUCUACGCCAAGCACCUUUCUCAGUCGAGCCUGCUCCUGAACCACUACCUGGAAACCUGGGGCCAGACAUCCAAAAAGGUCCGGAAAUCUUUACAUGAAACGGUUCGCUCGUUCAAAGCCACAAAUGAUGAACUGGCUCUGAAGGGAUCCAACAAUGCUCAGGACGUCUCCGCUUGCCAAACUGCCUGCGAGAGCCUGCUGCUCAAGAUGAAAACCAGUCGGUUUCCUUGGCCCCGGCUGGCCUUGGUCCUCCUCGUCUUCGCUGGCUGCUUCCUGAUGCACGACGUGAGGACCCACGGCUCCUUCCAAGCCUCUGCCUCUGCUCGGUUCCUCCGCUCCUCCGGCAUCCUAUCUGCAUCCCAGCAAGCCUGGAGCAAGGUGUCCCAUGCCUCUGCGGGAAGCUACAGCUGGCUCGAAGCCAACGUGCCUGUCUACUAUUCUCGCGUGGCCACUGCCCUGGGACCCAACCUGGAGCUGGCCUGGGCCAAGACGAACGCGACGGCCACCUACAUCUCCGGGAAGUGCUCAGCUCAGUUGGCCUGGCUCAGGGACCAUCUCCCGGCAUUCAUAGAAUGGCUCCAGACCCACAUUCCAGACGCCGUACUGCAAGGAGCCGAGUACCUCAAGGAGCUUUUGCUCUUCCUCAUGCGGAACUGUUUCCUGCCGGCCGUGGACUACGUGACCACGUCCCUGGAGGGACUCUGGCAACGCUGGGUGGCCUCUUGCAAGGGUGAAGGCUCGUGGAACUGCCUAAGGGACCAACUGACCAACCUCACCUUUUCCUCCUGGACGUUCCUGCAGGACACCACGGUGGCCAUCAAGGACUGGGCCUUGGCCAUCAUCUCAGGCCACUAGCACUGGCACUGGGCCUCAGGAACGGAGUGGGAAGUGUGGCUCAGGACAUCUCUGAGCACAGGAAGGCGAGGCAGUGCCACCACGGACCCCCUGCUGCAGCCCGUUGUGUGGGCCAGGCUCCUUUUCACUCAGGCCUUGUCGUCUCACCUGCUGCCCAACUUCGACAUCGUUGUGCCACAGGUUUGGAGGCUCUUCCUGCAAAUGGAAAACUUCCCCCCGGUCUCUCUGCCGCCUUCUA